Molecule: messenger RNA, 2349 nt
Organism: Colias croceus (clouded yellow)
Lineage: Eukaryota; Metazoa; Arthropoda; Insecta; Lepidoptera; Pieridae
Gene: Mgat2
Product: alpha-1,6-mannosyl-glycoprotein 2-beta-N-acetylglucosaminyltransferase-like
Exons: 13
Coding region: 493-2049 (518 amino acids)
Biological process (GO): oligosaccharide biosynthetic process; protein N-linked glycosylation
Cellular component (GO): Golgi stack; Golgi membrane
Molecular function (GO): alpha-1,6-mannosylglycoprotein 2-beta-N-acetylglucosaminyltransferase activity
Source: RefSeq, a predicted model, not a curated record
UCAAUUUUCGAAUCCGUCUCGGAUUGGUCUCGGGAUCACUCGGUAAAAAUUGUGGUGAUCACUCAUCACUGAUUCACUGAUCUUUGCAAAACCGCAAGUAGUGACAAACUAUGGACGUUGCGGAAUUAAAUAAACAAUAAUUAACUUGACAAACGAAAUCAUGUACGAUCGAUAAAACCGCGGCCUAAAUAACAAAAAUUUUUGUAUAAAAUUAACAAUCUUAUACACGCAAAUGAAUAAAUUAAAAAUCAUAAUUAUUGAUCAAUGAUAGAUUAACGAUUGUUAACGUUAUUAGGAGUUAUGUUAUUAGUAUUUGUUUGUGUAUGGUGCUUUGAAUGCUGUGAUAUAGACGAAUUGAACAUUAUUUAGGAAAACAAGAUUUGUUUUUUUUAUGUGGUCAAACAAUGUACCGCCAUCUAUGAACCGAGACGUGAAACUUGAAAAAGCGCCAUCUAUCGACCGGGCGGUGUUGCGAAGCUACAAUGAUCUGAAAUGCCUCGGCUAAAAUAUGCGUCGAUCCUGCGCGUGUUUGUCAUCGUGGGGCUGCUGUGUCUGUGGGUACAGAUAAUGCUGUCUGCGAGUGGUGUGGGCAUGGAUAAGGAUGGAGAUGAAUUUACGGUACAAGAUAUUAUUAACACUACUAACUCUGAGCAGUAUUUACAAGAAGAGCUGAUGAACUCCAAUGACACGUCUGAGCAAGUGCUGGCGCUUGUGCCGCCAGAAUUACACAAAUAUUUGACUGUACACCCGAGAAAUAACAGCGCAAAUGCCACAGACCGGACCAGUCCAAAGAACAUCACAGAUAUACGAAAAGCAAUACAAAUGUACAAUGAAGCCCAGACCAUUUACAACGAAGAUAUAUUUGGACCAGUCCAAAAUGACACCAUAAUUAUUGCUAUACAGGUACACACAAGGUUAACAUAUUUAAGACAUUUGAUAGUAUCUCUAGCGCAGGCUAAAGACAUAGACAGAACUCUGCUGGUGUUCUCGCACGAUUACUACGAUGAAGAAAUAAAUAAUUUAGUUAGGAGUAUAGAUUUUACUAAGGUGAUGCAAAUUUUCUACCCCUAUUCGAUACAGACACAUCCGAAUGAGUUUCCCGGGAUAGACCCGUUCGAUUGUCCAAGAGACGCUAAAUUGGAACAAGCUAUCAAACUAAAGUGCAACAAUGCGUUGCAUCCAGAUUUGCACGGCCAUUACAGAGAGGCGAAGUACACACAGACAAAACACCAUUGGUGGUGGAAGGCGAAUAGAAUAUUUAAUCAGUUGCAAUGUACUCAUGGACAUACUGGUAUGGUAGUAUUCCUCGAAGAAGAUCACUAUGUAGCGGAGGAUUUUAUCCACAUGUUAAAUUUAUUAAGAACAACCGCCGAUCGGACUUGUCCACAAUGCGAGAUACUGUGUUUGGGAACUUAUCUGAAAACGUAUCAGUAUCAUAGUAAUACUGAUAAGCGCAAGAAGCAGUUAAAUUUAAACUACAUACAACAAGUGAGGGCAGCGAAUGAAGAGAGAAGGAAACGCCUGCAAGAGACACAGUGGAACUAUCAAGUGUACCCUAAUAUAUAUUCAGCAGUUCAAAAGGUCGAAAUAACGCCAUGGCACUCGAGCAUGCACAACAUGGGCAUGGUUUUCAACAAAACCGUGUGGAAUGACAUUAUGGCGUUACAAGAGCAGUUCUGUGCAUAUGACGAUUAUAAUUGGGAUUAUUCGUUGUUGCAUUUGUCCCAAAAUCGACCGGGGAGGGAGAAAUUUAAAGUUAUUCUGUGUAAAGGUCCGAGGGUGUUUCAUAUUGGGGAGUGCGGAAUCCACCACAAGAAAUCCAAUUGCAAUGCGUCCACCGUGAUAAGCAAAGUGCAGAAAUUGUUGCAAAAUGCGAAACAAUACAUGUUUCCAACACGAAUCACGGCGACCAUAAGUGCGGGGGGCGCGAAACAUAAUAAAAAGUUGACUAAGGGAAACGGGGGGUGGGGGGAUAUACGUGACCAAGAACUCUGCGCUAACAUGACAAAAGUUGGACGGCAAAUGAAGAAAUAUUUUUAUUAUUCGUAACACGCACACAUUUUAAAUUAAUCGAAAUAAUAAAUAAUCAUGAUUUGUAUUAAAAAUCAUGAAAACACAUGAUAUUAUUAGAAUAUAAAUAUAGUAGACUACUGUCGGAGAAAACAGCAUCGAAUACGGUCCAAUCGUUGUGUAUAUUGACAAAAAUAAACUAGUUGUUGUUUUUGCCAUUAAUUUUAUCGACUAAGCUUUAAUUUUGUUAAAAACACGCUGUUUAUUGUAUUUUAUUGUUUUUUUAUUUAUAUUUACCUUUUAUUGGUUUUAUUUAAUUGUCCAAAAGUUUUUAUUUAA